CACACCAACUCUAAAAGACCGGGGGAGUGAGAGGAGCAUGGAGCCGGCAGGGGAAGUUUUCAUCCAGCGUCCUGAUCCGCCCGUGGUGGGAAAGGUGAAUCACCACAGCAUUGAGCUGUACUGGGACAUCAGUCAUGUCUACCAGCACAUCGGGCCUCCUAACACACGGUGCAGGUUUUCCAUUGAAGAAGAAGACGUUAAAACCCAUAUGUACGGCACCGUUUACUGUGGAUACUCCAAGCAGCAUGUUGUCGAGGGUUUAGAGCCCAUCACCAGCUACAGGUUCAGGCUGAAAGUCACAGGACAUGAUGGAGAGUAUGCGUACAGCCCGGCGGUCACAGUGUCCACUACACGAGAGCCCAUGACUGGAGAACAUCUUCACCGAGCCAUAAAUCUGAAUGAUGAAGCCGCAGUCCUAAAAAUCCUUCAGACCGGACACGUGAAAGCCAAUAUUCCUGAUAAACUGGGGUUCACACCUCUCAUGGUUGCGGCACAAAGAGCAGAUCUCAGGAUUGUACAGUUGCUCAUUGACCACGGAGCCGAUAUCAACCAAGUAAAUGGAAGUGGAAAGAACAGUCUAAUGUUGGCUUGUUUUUCUGGACACCUGGAUGUUGUGGAGUACUUAAGAAGACAAGGAGCAUCUUGGGAGAACCGGGAUAAGGGAGGAUGCACCGCCAUGCACUGGGCAGUAGAUGGGGGCAAUCUAAAACUCAUUGAAUGGAUGAUUGGUGAUGGCUGUGAGGUUGAUGUUAAAGAUUCCUGUUCACGAUGGACUCCACUAAUGCGCGUUUCGGCAGUGACUGGAAACCCGGACGUCGCUCAGCGUUUAAUUGCUGCCGGAGCAGACGUCAAUGUUAAGGACAAGGAUGGGAAGACCCCCCUGAUGGUUGCAGCAUUAAAUAACCAUGAGCGCCUGGUCCGUUUACUAAUAGAAAAAGGUGCAGACGGCAGCAUCACAAAUGAGUACGGAAUAGGCAUCUCAGAAAUGGCUAAAGCUUUCAACAGACAGAAUAUGGUGGUGAUAUUAGAAGACAUGAAGAAGGAGAUUCUUUAAGAGACGCUUUGCAUCUACAUAUAAACCCUCUUUUGAUUAUGCUGACAGCCGACAUAUGGAGCCCUCUGCUAUGACAAUACAUUAAAGAGCGGCAGUUGUUCAAGGGUAUACCCGCACCCUGCCGCUUCUCCUCACAUUCCUUUUCUGGUCUUGUACGAUUUUAUAGUUGAAAAGUUGUAAUCGCAUGGCAUAACAGUCCAGACUCACCCUAGCUUAAGGUGGGUGCAGGAUAUUCCCUUUGUUUAAAGCGCCGCAUCUGGUAUUAUUUAAAGGAACACUCCAGGCAAAACUGAUACAGUGCUAUUCCCAAAUAAUAGCUGUUGCUUGACAGGGUCAGGUUCCUGCAUCGUCAUCUUGCCUGGCCCUGUCAAUUGUAUUUGUUGGCUUAGCUUACUUCAAAAAAAGUGCCUAGAUUGCGGCACAACUUUUGGCACAAGGUGCAUCCUUUAAAUAGUCACUAACUUUUUACGCCACUUUGCAUAAAUCAAUAGAACAAGCGACCACAGCAAACUUUGUAAUAUGUCUUAUCAGUGAGAAAUGUCUAGAUCUCGUGUUAUGAGCUGUUUACCACCCCCCCCCCCCUUGCUAAUUGCUUUUCACGUUGAAAAAUACCUUAGUACCGUCCAAGACUGGCCAGCUCCACAGGAGGCUUGUAUUAGACAUGUCAGUGCAAGUCUAUGGAGAUGGGAGGGGAGUGAGCAGGAGCGCACACAGACUAGCAGACUCCUGGAGCUGAGAUGUAAUGAGCUGAGAUAUAAGCUUUCUUUAUUGACCACCAUACAGGUCAGUACCUCUUUGUAAUGUCCUCCAUGAUCUCAGGGCUGAUUAUGAGUACACAACAGAAGAUUAGGAAGCAGAUUCUUGUCUACUUUCUGCGUGCAGUGGAUAGCAGCUAGUCUCCACCCACCAUAUCUGAGAGAACUGCAAACUAAUCAUUCACUUUGCACAGAGGAAACCGCUAAAACAUGCCAGAUACAAGUGAUAUAAUGGCCAGAAAUAGUGUUAUUCCUUAUGUACUGUACAAACGCUGUACUAUUGUUUAAUGCAGAGUUUGUGGAAAUGUUAGUGGCCCUUUAAAGGGGUUCUGCAGUUCUUUUCAACUGAUGAUCUAUUCUCCAGACAGAUCAUCAACAUCUAAU
Bufo bufo (common toad) is the source of this 2193-nucleotide messenger RNA. RefSeq names its product fibronectin type III and ankyrin repeat domains 1 (gene FANK1). Gene Ontology annotation, biological process: regulation of apoptotic process. Gene Ontology annotation, molecular function: protein binding. The coding region runs from base 38 to 1054 and encodes 338 amino acids. The record is from RefSeq and is a predicted model, not a curated record. Gene Ontology annotation, cellular component: nucleus. Lineage: Eukaryota; Metazoa; Chordata; Amphibia; Anura; Bufonidae. The transcript is spliced from 11 exons.